Linum trigynum is the source of this 6427-nucleotide messenger RNA. The record is from the annotation of a GenBank genome assembly. Lineage: Eukaryota; Viridiplantae; Streptophyta; Magnoliopsida; Malpighiales; Linaceae.
UGCUAUCAAUCUUCAAAGCACUGGAUUCAUCUUCUUUCGUUAUCAAAUUCCAUAUGAAAAGUUUUUCAUUCGAACAGUAUUUCACUAAAUAUGUAGUUGAAAUCUUAUUUUCACGUAUGUUAUUUAGAAUAACUAAUGAUCGCAUACAAGUCAUUUACCAUACAAUCCAAAUUCUAGACCUCAUAUAUCCAACAAUCUAAAUCCUAAAUUAUCCUAAACUCUAAUCUAACCUACCAUCUAAACUCUGAAUCUUGAUCUAACCUGUAAUAUUUUAAAUUCAAAAUCCCAACCUAACCUACAACAUCCAUUCAAAAUUCACAACCUACAAUCCAUAUUCAGAAUUCUAAUUUCUCAUACAAUGUAACUUUAGUCAAGAAAAUUAGCUUGAUUACAACUUACUCUACUGUAAUCAAGGUGAACACACCGCUGAUGACCUUAUCAUUGGAAGUAGUGUACUACUGUUGCUUGUUGCAACUCUUAUGUUGCACGAACAAUGACAACUUGUACCUAAAACCUAAACAAAUUACAAACACUUUUAUUUAGGUUUUAUUAAGAUAGCAAAAGGAAAAGAUGUAUGUAGAAUGGUGGAGGGAGGAAAACAUGAAGUUCAAGAGAUUGAGAUCAGAGACCCGCUUCCUAAAUCGCUGAAAAUUGCAACGAUUUAUCUAGCCCAAAUUCAUGGAAAAUUAUGGAAAUUUAUAUAAUAGGUGUGGCAUUAUGGAAUUUUUUUAUUAACUUCCGCAUUUUGAUAAAAGAUUCACUUCUUUCCAAUGCACAUAAUGCAAUACCUUAUAUGUCGAUCCAUUAACUUUGUAUUUUUUUAUAAUACCUUCCAAUGAUUGUUAAAACGUACCGGAGGUUGUACUGGAAAAAUCAGGGGUUAUAGGUAUAAUAUACCGCUCUACUAUGACGUUUUACCAAACAUGCCCCUUUACUAUAUUUUACAUUAAACAUGCCCCUGUACUUUGUAAAAAUUAUCAAACAUGCCCUUUUGUUAAAAUUUUCAUCCAAAAACCGUUAAUCAUGGUCAAAAUUUGGUUUGGGCGACACAAAUGUCUAAAAUAUCCCUAAUAAUUUCACUUUAGAAUUUUUUGGUCCUUUUGUAUAGCUAAAUAAUUCUAAUAAUUUCACUUUGACGAGACCCAGAGAAAUAAAACAGGGGACAAAACUGACAUUUUCCCUCCCAUUUGCCGAUGUCGGGUCGUCUAAAUCUUGGUUCAACCAUGAUUGAUAAUUUUUUCAAUGUAAAUUUUAACAGAAGGACAUGUUUGAUAAUUUUUCCAAAAUACAUGGGCAUGUUUGAUGUAAAAAAUAGUAGAGGGGCAUAUUAUACCUAUAACCCAAAAAUAAGCGAUAUAGUAUUUUAUGUUUUAGCCGUGGUUCAUCGUUUCAUAGCGUUAAAAGAGUCCACCGAUUUAGCCUCCCAUAGGAUAUUAUCUCGCCCUGAUUGGAAUACUCCACAGGUACGUAGUUGAUAUCAAAUUGAUAAAGAUCAGUGUAAGAAGACAUGGAUAACAUAUAAGAAGUUUGCACCAUCAAGCUAAGUGCAAAAUCCCAUCAAAGAGAGUUCAGUAGAAAAGAGAAACUAACCCUUCUCCACUCAAAGAAGUGGUUGGAAUGUAUAUUACGUGCCAAAACCAUGAACCGCAAUUUCUCUUUGGAAAGUGGAAUCGGGAAUUGAGCAAGUUCCAUUACUACAAGUACUAGGGGCGCGAUCGAAGCUGCAAAAGCCCCAGGCAGCAGCAUCCAAACUGAAGACUCUGGCGUACAUUAAUUGAUUAACAGAGAAAAGGAAAGAAGACAAUAGGACGGUAUUCUGUCCUCGUGCAGAAAAAGCUACUGAUAGUGAACAGAUACCAAAGAUAUUAGGGACCAGUAGCAGAAAGGCAGAAACCCUAGCAGCAGUGGCGGACCCAAAGCUCAGGUAGGUGCGUCACCUCUAAAAUUUGGAGAACAAAAUAUAGAUGGUAGUAUGUGAAAAAUAACGCCAACCAUGAAAAAAAUUUGUAUGAUGUUACAAUUUUUACAUAUAAUAUGUUUUAUUUUCUUUGUUUUAUAUCCAAAUAACGCAAACCAUGAAAACAAAAUUCAUUUAUCAACUAACAUGUAUCCUAUUAUAUGGAUAUUAGACACAUAUAAAUGAUGGUUCAAACGUAUAUCAUUUUACAACCAAACAUAAUCUAUAUUUGAAACCCGUUUCCAAAAUAGUCACGAAUAUUUUACUAAAAUUAAUUGAAAAGUAUUAAUGAAAAAUAAUUGAAAGUGUUGUUUUGAAAUAAUUGAAAAGUAUUAGAUUUAUGAAGACAAAAUAUAGAAGAGCAAGUAUUGUGUAUAUGAAAAAUGGAGGAUAAAGAUUGAAAGUUGGUGUAAAAAAACCCAGUAAUUUGCAAGAUUGGGGAUAAUAUUUGCUAAUGCCUCAUCCCUUUUGUUUUUCAUUGGCUAGUGUCCAACUCCCAAAGUGGCUAAGUCUCUUGAGCGUCUCGCCAACUAGGGUAGGAAAUCAGUACAGUAUCGGUAUCCCAGUAUCAAUUACCAAAUAGUGUCCUAAACUUAAUAAAUUUGAUAUCUCGAUCCAAAUCCCAGAAAAUUUGUUCGGUAUCGGUAUAAACUAAAUAUCAAAUUAGUUAUGUUCAAAAAUUACAAAUCAAAUAUUCAAAUGCAAAUACUUCUCCUCUGUGAGCACCUCCACAAAUCUGCAUCAAACCAUAAGAAUUUGUUUUGGUACUGGUAUUAGAAUUUUUACAUAUAAUAUGUUUUAUUUUCUUGUUUUUAUAUCCAAAUAACGCCAACCAUGAAAACAAAAUUCAGUUAUCAUUGGCAGUAGUGUACUACUGUUGCUUGUUGCAACUCUUAUGUUGCACGAACAAUGACAACUUGUACCUAAAACCUAAACAAAUUACAAACACUUUUAUUUAGGUUUUAUUAAGAUAGCAAAAGGAAAAGUUGUACGUAGAAUGGUGGAGGGAGGAAAACAUGAAGUUCAAGAGAUUGAGAGAUCAGAGACACGCUUCCUAAAUCGCUGAAAAUUGUAACGAUCUAGCCCAAAUUCAUGGAAAAUUAUGGAAAUUUAUAUAAUAGGUGUGGCAUUAUGAAGUUUUUUUUAUUAACUUCCCGCAUUUUGAUAAAAGAUAAUAUUUGCUAAUGCCUCAUCCCUUUUGUUUUUCAUUGGCUAGUGUCCAACUCCCAAAGUGACCAAGUCUCUUGAGCGUCUCGCCAACUAGGGUAGGAAAUCAGUACAGUAUCGGUAUCCCUGUACCAAUUACCAAAUAGUGUCCUAAACUUAAUCACAAUCUCAAUCCCAAAAUAAAUUUGAUAUCCCGAUCCAAAUCCCAGAAAAUUUGUUCGGUAUCAGUAUAAACUAAAUAUCAAAUUAGUUAUGUUCAAAAAUUACAAUGAGUUGAAUGCUCGUCAUCCUCCUGAUGUUUUGGCGUUUGACUGCAGGUUGUCGAAGAUAUUGUGGAACCUCCCUCUGCCGCCCAAACUUAAGUUCUUCUUUUGGCGGGUGGUUAGGGGAUUUCUUCCGCUUCAAUCAGUUCUACUUCAAAAGACUCUAGUUACCUCUCCUACCUGCCCUGUUUGCUCGGAUGCCCCAGAGACCUUUAAUCAUUGUUUUUUCCAUUGCAGGGUGGCUCAACCACUAUGGACCCUUGCUGGUCUAGCAGAUGUUCGUUCCAAGUUGGAGGGUUUACCAAUGGAUGAUGCAUGGAAUAACCUUUUACUCUCGUUGCGUCUGUCUAAGUUGCAGGUUGCGGAAGUGGUUUUUCUAUGCUGGCGGAUCUGGAAAGGACGAUGCUGGGCAGUCCACGGGGGCAUCCAGUACCUUCCCCCCGCCCUGUUGAGACAGUUUCGUUUGGAGGUGGAUGAAUGGCGAGCAGCUUCCUUAGGCCCAAGUACGCAUUCAGGGGGAUCUCCUUCUCCGGUAACAGGGAUCCCGCGAAGCCCGAGUCCAACAACAACGGGAGUUAUUGCCUCGCGAGUGUUGGACGUAAGGUCCGCUGCUUCCCAAGCGUGGCUGGUUCGAUUUGACGGGGCCACUAAACGCGCCCGUGGCUGUAGCGUUGGAUUUGUCGGGUUCGACUCUCUUGGUGGGCUCACUUUUGCUUUCGGUAAGUUCUAUCCUGAUAUUCAGGACCCUUUCCUAGCUGAACUUUUAGCCUUUAGGGAUGCUAUGGAUUGGUGUCUAACCCGAGGCUUUCUCUCUGUCAAAUUCGUUGGGGACUCGCAACUUGUGGUACGGCACGUGUUUACCGAUGAGCGUCAACAUGCGAUGGGUGGAGCUCUUCUGGAAGACGUUCACAGGAUGGUGCAGGGGUUUGAGUUCUGCUCGUGUUCUUAUGCCAAGCGCAUCUUUAACAGGGCCGCCCAUUUUGUGGCAAAACAAGCCCUUUCAUCGGAAGUUCGACUAUUGGUCGACUUCCGCACGGCGUUGAGCUCUGUACUUUGACUUUGUGAUUCUCCUUUCUUCUUGUUGACUAUGUUAAAAAAAAAUUACAAAUAGUUGGGAGAAAUUGAGGUCUGAUAGUAGUGAGUGAGGGAGCCUAGUUGGGAGAAAUUGGGUACACACUAUCUUAGAUUUCUGCAUUGAUCAGUAUUUCUGUAUAUAUUGAUCCUAAUCAUGUAAUCUCUAAUACAAAAUAACAGUUGAAACUCAAUCCCACUCCCAUAAAAUAAUACAUGUAUUCAGUAAUAUCAAAUAUCGACAAAUUCAGUACGAUAUUUGGUAUAUCGCAAAUACUGGUACCAAACUUUCAUUCCUAUAUAUAUAUUGAUCAGUAUUUCCGUAUAUAUAUUGAUCCCAAUCAUGUAAUCCCUAAUACCAAAUAACAAUUGAAACUCAAUCUCAAUCCCAUAAUAAUACGUGUAUUCGUUAAUAUCAAGUAUCGACAAAUACAGUACAAUAUUCGGUAUAUUUCAAAUACUGGUACCAAACUUCCAUCCCUAUCGCCAACUCGGUGAGAAGCCCCAUUUGUCCAAACUCUGCCUUCGUAACGGAGAAUUUUACUUCAUUCAUCCGCUUCCCGUAACCUCAGUCAGCAAAAUGAAAACCCACUGAUCCGGUGGAUAAUCCCGACCCCAAAUUAAUGGGCUCAAUAAUCAAGCCCCUUGUAACUUUGCGUAUGAGAUUCGGCCCAAGCCCAACUGGUUGUGGACGUUGUCAUUUUUCACUUUAAAGUUUAAAUCUACCAUUGCGGCAAGGAACUCAAAUCUGCAUCAAACCAUAAGAAUUUGUUUUGGUACUGGUAUUAGAAUGAGUCCAAUGUCAAUAAGCUAAUUCGGCAUGGUGAAGGUUAGGAUGCUUCGCAUCCAUUUAUCAACAAAAAAAAAAAGCUAAUUCGGCAUGGUUAAGUAACAUUUUUGGUAGUAGGAUGGAGAAGAUUACGAGACACUUAUUCAUGGCAACAUAUAUAUAUAUAUAUGCUAAAGAAAAGAGCCCUCUGUCAGGUGAAAGACAACUCAGACAGAAUAAUGUACACACUCAAACAACUGUAAUUUAGUAGCGGAAGAAGAAUCAAUUAAGGUAUAGAUAUUGAUAAUUAGGGUGCUAGAACUUAUGGUGAGAAGCAAAAACCCGAAAAAAAUCAGCAAUACAUCAUAUAUCAGCUACAAACAACAGCUCACUUACAGUCAUUCCUCUAUACUACAAGCCCUUGGCACCAGGGACAUGAAUCCAACGAAGCUCGAGUUCGACCUCACCGCACAGAUGGAACGAGCUCUUUGUGCUCUACCAAAUGAGAUCAAUUUUCAAUCUAUUUCGAGAAACUUUCUUUACCAACUACAUACCAUAUGGUAACUUCUUCGUUUUUAAUUCAUUUUUGAAAACGUUUGCUCAGAAGGAACGAGUUCGUCAUGAUCUAUUGGAUCUACAAAUUUCUGGGUGAAAAAAAAUACUAGACCAAAAAUUAUCAUACUUUACCACUAUGGUAUGUGGGUGGUAACUUGUGGUAACUUGUAGUAAACAAUGAUGAAAGUAGUAAAUGACAGUUAGUAUACUCCUACUUUCAUGUAUUCAACCUUCUUACCAUAUUGGUAUGUUCAUACCAUCAUGGUACGCUUUAUUACCAUAUGGUAUUAAAUAGGAGCAUAUCAUAUAGUAAUGACUGGUUAAAAGUUAUUCAAUUUUUUUUUACUAAAAAUAUAUCAAAGUUGAUAUCAUUUUAAAGAGUACAUUUAAUCUGAUUUAUCUAUGCAAAAAUAUUUAAAUUUCAACUUAAAAUGAGAGAGAAAUCGUCAGUUACAUAUUAAAGGGGAAAAAAUAAAAGACUUUAUAGAGAGAGGAUGAUAUUGAUGUCAUGAUGAUAUUGACGGAUUACUCAUAAUUACUGACCAUAAGGUUACAUACAUGAUCCGUUCCCAGCCAAAGGUUGUCCAUCUUCAAGUAAUUACGAAAAAGAGAAGGAAUUACUUGAAAUAAGUAAAAUAGGAAAAA